Molecule: messenger RNA, 855 nt
Organism: Dioscorea cayenensis subsp. rotundata (Guinea yam)
Lineage: Eukaryota; Viridiplantae; Streptophyta; Magnoliopsida; Dioscoreales; Dioscoreaceae
Product: putative GEM-like protein 8
Exons: 4
Coding region: 74-736 (220 amino acids)
Source: RefSeq, a predicted model, not a curated record
AAUCUGCUAUAUAAGAUUCCACAUUGUUCAUUUGUUCAGCAAAGAACAGGAGACAUAUCACAAAGAGUUAAACAUGAAGAAUUUCUACUUUGAUCAUCAUGCCAUUGGAAUUCCGGUCAAUUCUGUUGCUAACGAAGAAUCGGCUUGUGUUGUUCCUCGUACUGAUUCAUACUUGUCCACCCAAUUCAAACGAAAUACAUUGAAUUCGGUAAUCAACCACAUUAUCAAGUUGAGCAAACGAGCAGAUAGCUAUGCACAAGGCAUUCGUGACCAUGUGAGUUUGGGUCCGAAGAUAUCUGAAACAGUGAAGGGAAAGCUGAGGUUGGGAACACGAAUUCUCCAAGCAAGAGGACUGGAGAGAGUUUUCCGAAAAAGUUUUAAUGUCGGAGAAGAUGAAAAGCUGAUAAAGGCUUUCCAGUGCCAUUUAUCAACCUCAGCUGGUCCGAUUGCAGGAUUGCUCUACAUUUCAACAGAAAAAAUCGCCUUUCAUAGUGAUAUGUCUUUCAGAUUCACAUCUUCAAAGGGGAAUACUUUGAAAAGCUACUACAAGGUUUUGAUUCCAUUGGGACGGAUAAAGAGAGCAAACCCAAGCGAAAAUGGAAGCAGGCCGAACCAAAAAUACAUACAAAUAGUAACAGAGGAUGAAUUUGAGUUUUGGUUUAUGGGAUUUCUUAGUUACCAGAGAUCUUUCAAGUACUUGCAACAUGCAAUAACAGAAGUACACAUGAGCUUAUGAUUUAAGUGUGAUCAGUUAUUUGGUCUUUGCAUAUCUUUUUUAUGUACAUUAUCACUGUAAUAUCACAACAAACCAUUUCAUUCGUGAGAAAUGAAGAUGAUAACCAAAAGUUUGAUAAA